AUGGAGUCCAUUAACCUGCAGCUGUGCAAAUUCUGUACUUGUCUGGCGUUAAUCAUCAUGUUGGGUGCAUGGUCUUCUGAAGCCACUUCUCGUAGUCUUCAAGAUGCAUCCAUGUAUGGGAGACACGAACAGUGGAUGACUCGUUAUGGGCGUGUAUAUACCGACAAUGAAGAGAAAGAAAAACGUUUCAAGAUAUUUAAGGAAAAUGUUGCAUAUAUAGAAUCUUCCAACGCCGAUACAAGCAAACCUUACAAAUUAAGAGUCAAUCAAUUUACAGACCUUACAAAUGAAGAAUUCAUAGCCUCAAGAAAUAGAUUCAAGGGGCAUGAAUGUUCCACAAAAACGACUUCCUUCAAGUAUGAAAAUGUUACGACAUCGGUGCCAGCUACGAUGGAUUGGAGAAAGAAAGGAGCUGUAACACCCAUCAAGGACCAAGGCCAAUGUGGAUGUUGUUGGGCAUUUUCAGCAGUGGCAGCUACAGAAGGAAUUACUCAACUUACAACUGGUAAACUGGUCUCUUUGUCUGAGCAAGAGCUUGUUGAUUGCGACACCAAAGGUGUAGACCAAGGUUGUGAGGGUGGUUUAAUGGAUGAUGCCUUUCAGUUCAUCCAACAAAAUCAUGGGCUUAGCACAGAAGCUAACUACCCCUACAACGGUGUUGAUGGUACAUGCAACACCAAGAAGGAAGCUAACAUUGCAGCCAAGAUAACUGGCCACGAAGAUGUUCCCGCAAACGACGAAAAGGCCCUUCUUAACGCGGUCGCUCAUCAACCUGUUUCUGUUGCCAUUGACGCUAGUGGUUCUGACUUCCAAUUCUAUUCAAGUGGUGUCUUUACAGGAACUUGCGGAACGAGCCUAGACCAUGGUGUUACGGCUGUUGGUUAUGGAGUCAGUGAUGAUGGGACUAAGUAUUGGUUGGUGAAAAACUCAUGGGGCACGGAAUGGGGUGAAGAAGGAUACAUAAGAAUGCAAAGAGAUGUUGAUGCUAAGGAAGGCCUAUGUGGCAUUGCUAUGGAAGCCUCUUACCCCACUGCAUAG
This is a messenger RNA of Prunus persica (peach), 1038 nucleotides long. RefSeq names its product senescence-specific cysteine protease SAG39. Bases 1 to 1038 code for a protein of 345 amino acids. The transcript is spliced from 2 exons. Gene Ontology annotation, molecular function: cysteine-type endopeptidase activity. The record is from RefSeq and is a predicted model, not a curated record. NCBI's taxonomy places the organism in Eukaryota, Viridiplantae, Streptophyta, Magnoliopsida, Rosales, Rosaceae. Gene Ontology annotation, cellular component: lysosome.